Messenger RNA from Triticum aestivum (bread wheat), 3467 nucleotides. RefSeq lists its product as uncharacterized. The coding region runs from base 44 to 3025 and encodes 993 amino acids. The record is from RefSeq and is a predicted model, not a curated record. NCBI's taxonomy places the organism in Eukaryota, Viridiplantae, Streptophyta, Magnoliopsida, Poales, Poaceae. The transcript has a single exon.
UUUCGUCCACACCCGAUUCCUCCGUUCCACCGGCGACGACGCCAUGCCCGCUGUCAAACCAUCAGAGUGGGAUGCCAUGUCUGCCAAGGAGCAGUUGUUGUGGUAUCUGGAGAGGUUAUGUGCUCAGGCAGACGAGAUGAGCUCAGUGUUGGGUAUUGCAUCAGUGGGUGACCCUCCCGUGGUCACCUCGCUUGUCGAUCCGGCGGCCUCAACCACGACGGACGCCUCACCUACGCCCGUCCCCGACGUCUCCGGCUCCACCACCAAGCCCCAGGAAGUGCUCGAGGUCAUCCACGACGCGCCCCCUGCUUGCAUCGUGAUGGCGCACAUCACCUGUUCGACGGAUGGCUUGAACCAAGUUGUCGCCACCAACAGCGUCGACAAGGUCACCACCGUCUACCACGAGUCCGUCGUCGACCUCAGCGACAAGUUCGGCGCCCUCACCAUUCCUGUGAUGGGCAGCAUCAACCCGCCGCUCCACGUCCAGGUUCCGUCACGGAAGUCCGUCGCCGACAGCACCCGCGGCGUCGUUGUUGCAGGACCGGACGAGUACACACUUGUGGCGGCCACUCCAGACGUCGCCCUCGAGCUUGCCGUCCUCUCAAGCGUCUCCUUCCCCACCAACAAGGUCCAUGAGGUCCUUGUUGUCUCCCGCAGAGCGUCCCCUGUCUACAUCGGCAUGACGCCUUUCUCCUGUUCGACGAAAUGCUCCAACCAAGUUGGUGCCACUUCGUUCCCAUCUCCAGUCACGACGGCAUCGCUACUCCCAGCAGCCACACAUGAGCUCGUCGCCGACCUCGUUUAUCCUGCUACCAAGACUGUCAAUUCGAUGCAGCCGUUCCGGAAGCAUGACUUGGACAUCUCGCCGCACCCAAGCCACCAAGGCCUGCUGCUACGGCCGAUGCCAUGGCCAUCAUUUGCAGUCAGUGUGCCAUCAGAGGUCUGUCAUUCUAGUGUUGCCCAUUGGAACUUCUCGGUGACUACUUCUGUUUAUGGCCUUCAUACAUGGACAUUCAGGGCACAUCCAUUCCAGUUUGUCCAAUUGCUUGAUAUGAUUAGUAGCACCUUUCCUAUGGAAUCAUGUCACGCUGGAGAACUUGUGGGCAAUUACAAUGUACAAUGCAUCCGGAUAACCUCUAUCGAGCCCUUGUGCUUAUGGUCUUUGCAACAGAACAAUGUUGGUUCAUGUCACCGUAAGCACGCCAAGCUAUUUUCUUACAGUAAACAGUGGCCUUCGGAACGCUGUACAUGCAGUAUUAUUCUUGCUCUGGGAAUGCAUCAUCCUGGUCUUGCUCCUAUGGCUGUACAUCAGUUUCGGCGUGCGAAGAAACACAGUGCUUGGAACACGACGAGCUUUUUUGGUUUUCAGUUAAUACAGUGUGAGCCAGUGCUAUCUUUUGAUCUAGCUAACAUCACUGAACAAGGGCAGCACACUUUCUUGGUUUCCGCUGAGCCAAGCAAUUGUUGUGAGGCUGGAUCAAAGAGAGUGAAAUUCAACACUCUGUCUGUUUUCCCUAAUUGCUCUAAACAUUUCCAAUGGAAAGUUGCAUGGCCACUUAGUUCCAAGAGGAAAACAUCUACUAGCAGGCCUUGUCUUAUGCCAUGGUCGUCAUUUGCUUCCUCUCCUGAAGAAGUGAUUCUGAAGCAUACAGGGCUGCUACCGCAGGUUACAUAUGCGAUGCAGUAUUUAUCUCAUGAUCUGAAUUCUUGGAGAGCAUCCUUGAGGCAUUUGCCAAGUGCGCGACUGAAACCAUGUACUUAUGAGAAGUUGGCUUGUUGGAUCCCCAUGGCGCUGAGAGAUAUGCCAGUCCUGAGUCAGCCGAUAAUGCAAUUUAUGGGUGAUCUGAACCUGGGUGUUGUGGUAUGGCGUCUACUUAUCUGUUCUAUGGCUGCACAUCUAUUUCAGAACAUGCAGGAAAUAGGCGCUCUAAGCGCAGGAUGUUCGAACAAAUUUUUUCUUCAGUUCAUGCAAAUUGGGCCAUAUGAACUAGGCUGUGCUACUGUUAUUUACUUGCUUGAGGACUAUUUGAGACAAGUUAAUCUUGAGCUACGAGGGGAAUGGCCACUGCUAGUAAAAGCUAAUUUCCGCGAGCUGUGUUCAUUCAGGCAGUUUGAUUCAGAUUCUACAUUAUGCUUGUUCCCUUGGAAUCCAGGGGGUUAUUUGUUCAGAAUAACCACAGGGUUUCUUACUUCUAGUAGCGGUUCACAAUGGCAUGUUAUGUGUAUCAUUGCGGAGUCCAGCCAGCGCUUCUCUCAGAUUGCAAAAAGUGAUUGCUUGUUUCCAAUUUGUCUGAAGGUGAUGAUGCGGUGCUUGGUUCUACUAUCUUCUGCUGACAUUGAUUAUGAGCUGCGGCAUCGACCAGAUCAAACAAAAGAUCGUGGUGUGCUUGCGAAGUUCAGAAUAUUGCAUAUUUUUCUAGUUCCUUCAGUCAAGCUGCAACCAUGGCCUUCCUGCAGAUAUACAUUCACACAUUUUGAGCGGCAGUUCUUUCCCCAAUUACCUUUCCCUAGGACUGACAAAAUGCCAGACACAAGGCGACACAUGAACAUUUCAAUACAGUGGCAGCACCUGGACAUUAUGCUAGUUCUGGACCAGCACCUCGACAUUCCGAAUUCGCGGCUUGAUGUUUCUAACAAUUGUUGCUCUCUGUUGUGGCUCAGUUCAGAUUAUAUGCUCAAUUAUGCUAUGGAUGUGAUUGGAUCUGACCAGGGCAUCUACCUGUUGGACAUAUCUUGGGAUCCUGGAGGGAUGGCAUGGCCGUUGUUACCCGAAUUGGCUCAGCUAGUGGUCUUCGAAGGAGGAAAGUGUGUCAUCAUCUUAACUGCGGCCUACCUCGUCCAUGCCACUACAUUUCAUUUCGGCUACUACAUGGACUCCGAUGGAUUCAAGGUACAACAAGUUUUGUGGGAUCAAGGUGGUGUGAGCCUUUCAAGUCUUAUACAUCCUCCGGGGGGGGCCUACCUUGGCCACAACUACUGCUGCGACCUCGUCGAAAUCCACCCCGGCUUCGGCUACCACCGUUGACUACGACCGCUUCUUCAAGCUCGUUCAAGUCCACCUCAACAAUGGUUACUACUGCGACAACUACCAUGGCGACUCCAACAUGAUUGAUGAUCUUCAAGCACCAUGGGAUCCUGGCGAGCUCUUCGGGACAGCGGCUUGGGGGCAAGCCGCAUUUCAAGAAGGGGGGGGGAUGUUAGGAGCCCUCCUAACCGGCCAGCCCAUCCGUGGACAGCAUAUGGGCUGGGCUGGGCUGUGCACCCGUUGAAUCGUUGCCAGCUAUAAGUAAGUGGAGAGGAAGCAACGAGGAGGGUAUCCAGUGGAUCACGAACGGUGGCGGCGGCUUCCUUUCCUUCUUUCUCUCGCUCUCCAUUCCUGUACUCUAGCCAGAGCUUGUAAUUCGCACUUGUAUCUCGAAUUCCCCUGUGCAUGUAAUAGAUCGAGAGAGUAUGUACCAGUACCCUAA